ACUAUUAUUGUUACUGUAUUAUUAUUUUAAUUAUUAUAAAUUUACCAUUACAUCCGUUCGCUCCACUGCACUUUCUCUACCAGAUCCAAGAUCUGAUUCCUUCUCAGCCUAGCUGCAGGCUGUUGUUCAUUUCUUUAUCUCAAGCUAAUUUAAACGCGCGCGAUUGUUGAAUUCAAUCAUGUCAAGGAGACAAGUGAGUUCUACGCGCCGAUUAGUUGACAGUGGAAGCUUCCCCUUCUCCGGAGCUUUACAUUCGAAAUCGCGUUCUUCUCCCGUCUUAUCCGUUGCUCUUGUUCUUCUGGGCGCCUUCCUUCUUUUCGUUUAUGCGUUCAGUGGCUCGGGUGUUUUUGGGGGUGCCAGAGAAACUGUUACUAGAGUCGAAGGUGACUUUUCUUGCACAUCAGAAGUUCAUGGAGCCUUACCUAUUCUAAAGAAGGCAUAUGGUGAUAGCAUGCACAGAGUUUUGCAUGUGGGCCCUGAUACUUGUUCUGUAGUCUCUGCGUUGUUGAAAGAAGAGGAAACUGAAGCGUGGGGUGUGGAACCUUAUGACAUAGAAGAUGCAGAUGCAAGAUGCUCAAGCCUUGUACACAAAGGCCUUGUGCGUGUGGCUGAUAUCAAGUUCCCUCUGCCAUACCGAGCAAAGUCAUUUUCUCUUGUUAUUGUGUCAGAUGCUCUAGAUUACUUAUCUCCAAAAUACCUGAACAAGACACUUCCAGAUUUGGCAAGGGUGGCUGCUGAUGGUGUUGUUAUUUUCGCAGGAUACCCUGGCAAACAGAGAGCCAAAAUUUCAGAGUUAUCCAAAUUUGGACGGCCAGCGAAAAUGCGGAGCUCGUCUUGGUGGGUUCGCUAUUUUGUCCAGACAAACUUAGAAGAAAAUGAAACUGGUAUAAAGAAGUUUGAGCAGGCUGCAGCCAAGAAGUCAUACCAGCCAAGCUGUCAAGUAUUCCACCUCAAACCAUUAACAUAAAACAUUUACAAGAUUUCUCAAUUUCUCCCCAGAAAAGGAAAAAAAGAUAUAUAGCUGUCUAAACACUGUUGGGUAAUUUAAUUUGUUAAAAGAGGUUGUUGAUAUCACCUAUGUUGUGACAUAAAAUAUUAUACGGGCAUUAUUUAUUUAUUAAUUCAAUUAUGAGGAAUAUAUUUGUUCUUCAGUUUGAUCAUG
Molecule: messenger RNA, 1162 nt
Organism: Pistacia vera
Lineage: Eukaryota; Viridiplantae; Streptophyta; Magnoliopsida; Sapindales; Anacardiaceae
Product: probable pectin methylesterase CGR2
Exons: 6
Coding region: 179-967 (262 amino acids)
Biological process (GO): pectin metabolic process
Molecular function (GO): methyltransferase activity
Source: RefSeq, a predicted model, not a curated record